AUGUGUGGUGUUUCGGCCAUUUUGCUAGGUGACCAGGAGGCUACCUCCGCCGCCAUUGAUCUCCACGAGACAUUGUAUUAUCUCCAACAUCGUGGACAAGAUGCUGCAGGUAUCGCUGUUUGCCAGGGUGGACGAGUUUCUCAAUGCAAGGGUCUCGGUAUGGCCAGCAAGGUCUUUUCCGAUGGCCGAAGACUUGAGCAUCUCCCCGGUUACAUGGGCCUGGGCCACGUUCGUUACCCUACCAUGGGAACUGCUUCUGCCUCCGAAGCUCAACCUUUCUACGUCAACGCUCCUUUCGGUAUCUCCAUGAGCGUCAACGGUAACCUCGUCAACACCGAAUACCUCCGCAAGUUCCUCGACGAGGAAGCCCACCGACACGUCAACUCCGAUUCCGACUCAGAGCUCCUCCUCAACAUCUUCGCUCACGGCCUCCAGCAGCUCGGCAAGACUCGCGCCAACUCGGAGGAUAUCUUCACUGCUCUCGGUGAUGUCUACGCCAAGUGCCAGGGCGCUUUCGCAUGCACUGCCAUGAUCGCUGGUUUUGGCAUUCUUGCCUUCCGUGACGCCAACGGUAUCCGACCUCUUUGCAUUGGUUCUCGACCUUCCGCCACACUCCCAGGUACUGAAGAUUACCUCGUUGCCUCCGAAUCCGUUGUGCUGAAGCAGCUCGGCUUCUCGAACAUUGUCGACAUCCUCCCUGGUCAGGCCUGUUUCUUGCAGAAGGGAUGUGCCCCCAAGUUCCGUCAGAUUAUCAACGACCGCCCUUACACGCCCGAUUGCUUCGAAUUCGUAUACGUUGCUCGUCCUGACUCAACCAUGGACGGAAUCUCGGUGUACCGCAGCCGACAAAACAUGGGAGAGAAGCUGGCCAAGAAGGUCCGUGCGGUUCUCGGAGAGAAGGGAGUUCAAGAGAUUGAUGCAGUCAUUCCUGUUCCAGAGACAAGUAACAUCGCCGCUGCUACUCUUGCUGAGAAGCUUGGCAAGCCAUACGUCACAGCUCUAAUUAAGAACCGAUAUGUUCAACGAACCUUCAUUCUUCCCAACCAAGCUCUUCGAAUGAAGAGUGUUCGCCGCAAGCUUUCACCUAUCGACUCAGAAUUCCGCGGAAAGAAUCUCAUCCUAGUGGACGACAGUGUCGUGCGUGGCACUACAUCCGGACAAAUCGUUCAAAUGGCCAGAGAAGCUGGUGCUGCUAAGGUUAUCUUUGUUUCAGCAUCUCCAGAGUGCAUAUAUCCCCAUAUCUAUGGUAUCGAUCUUGCGGAUCCUGUUGAUUUGGUUGCUCAUGGCCGAACAAACCAACAAAUUGCCGACUACAUCGGUGCUGACCAGGUCAUAUUCCAAGAUCUUGAUGGACCUGAUGGUCUGAAGGCUGCGUGUAUGGAGGCUGCUGAGGACACAAGUAAGGUCACGAGUUUUGAAACGGGUGUCUUUAGUGGAUGUUAUGUCACAGAGGUGCCGGAAGGAUACUUCGAACAUCUCAGUGAUCUCCGUAGCGGCAAGCGGAAGGCGACCACCACCUUGACGACCAUCAAGGCUGGUGGUGAUGAGGGCGGAAACGUAGUUGUCAGCUCUGGGCCUACAAAUGGGCCUGAGGCUGAUGAGCGAGAAGAUAUUAGUCUUCACAACAUGGCAAGUGAACAGAUCACAACCUCAUAG
Molecule: messenger RNA, 1656 nt
Organism: Fusarium mangiferae
Lineage: Eukaryota; Fungi; Ascomycota; Sordariomycetes; Hypocreales; Nectriaceae
Product: putative amidophosphoribosyltransferase
Exons: 14
Coding region: 1-1656 (551 amino acids)
Biological process (GO): purine nucleotide biosynthetic process; purine nucleobase biosynthetic process
Cellular component (GO): cytoplasm
Molecular function (GO): amidophosphoribosyltransferase activity
Source: RefSeq, a predicted model, not a curated record